AUGGGGCAAGAAAACCACUUAACUCAAAAGAGAACAACCAGCGUCGGAGGAGUAUUACCAACCACCACACCAACAACCCCAACGGCCUCACGAAACCGAGCACUGCCACGUGGACGUCAGAUCCAGAAAACAUUCAACAACAUCAAGAUCACAAUUCUCUGCGGGUUCGUUACCAUUCUCGUCCUACGUGGCACUAUCGGUGUUAAUCUCGGAACGUCGCAAAACGACGCCGUGAAUCAGAAUGUCAUCGAGGAAACUAACCGGAUCCUCGCGGAGAUCCGAUCUGAUUCCGAUCCGGCCGAUCGGAAUCAGACGGAGACUUUUUUGAGUCUGAAUGAAACUUAUGCGCUUGGUCCUAAGAUCCGGAAUUGGGAUACGGAGAGGAAAAGUUGGCUUGAUAAGAACCCGGAAUACCCUAAUUUUGUUAGAGGGAAACCUAGGAUCUUGCUUCUUACGGGUUCGCCGCCGAAACCCUGUGAUAAUCCUAUUGGGGAUCAUUACCUUCUGAAAUCUAUUAAGAAUAAGAUCGAUUAUUGCAGAUUGCAUGGCAUUGAAAUUGUGUACAACAUGGCUCACUUGGAUAUGGAGCUUGCAGGUUACUGGGCCAAAUUGCCCAUGAUUCGGAGGCUCAUGUUAUCACAUCCUGAGGUGGAGUGGAUUUGGUGGAUGGACAGCGACGCUUUCUUUACGGACAUGGUGUUUGAGCUUCCCAUGAGUAAAUAUAAUGAUUAUAAUCUGAUUCUUCAUGGGUAUCCUGAUUUGUUGUUCGAGCAGAAUUCUUGGAUUGCGGUGAACACGGGGAGCUUUUUAUUUCGCAAUUGCCAAUGGUCCUUGGAUUUGCUCGAUGCUUGGGCCCCCAUGGGCCCGAAAGGACCCAUACGGGAGGAGGCCGGAAAGAUUUUGACAGCAAAUCUCAAAGGAAGGCCUGCAUUUGAGGCUGACGAUCAAUCGGCGUUGAUAUAUUUAUUGUUGUCAAAGAAGGACAAAUGGAUGGAAAAGGUAUUUCUUGAGAAUUCUUUUUAUUUGCAUGGUUAUUGGGCUGGAUUGGUCGAUCGGUAUGAAGAGAUGAUGGAGAAGUAUCAUCCAGGGUUAGGGGAUGAGAGGUGGCCUUUUGUAACGCAUUUUGUGGGGUGUAAGCCUUGCGGGAGUUAUGGAGAUUAUCCAGUGGAGAAAUGCCUUAGUAGCAUGGAGAGGGCUUACAAUUUUGCCGAUAAUCAAGUGCUUAAGCUCUAUGGGUUUAGGCACCGUGGAUUGUUAAGCCCUAAAAUCAAGCGGAUCAGGAAUGAGACGAUUACUCCUUUGGAGUUUGUAGACCAGUUCGAUAUACGAAGGCAUCAUACAGGCAAGGUGGAAUCAAGAAAUUAG
Molecule: messenger RNA, 1365 nt
Organism: Lathyrus sativus (Indian pea)
Lineage: Eukaryota; Viridiplantae; Streptophyta; Magnoliopsida; Fabales; Fabaceae
Source: the annotation of a GenBank genome assembly